AUGAUAGGCGAACCGGUUAAUCAAUCAACUGUAGUCAUGGCAAAUUUAAAACACACACAACCAAGAGGAGAGGAGCACACAAACAAGACGAAGGGCUGUACCCAAGGGACAGGAGGCAGGAAGGAAAAGUCCCAAAGGACGCCCAGUCAAGAUGAAGCCGGUAUAUCGGCCACAGCACGCGGCACGAAGCCCGGGCCAGCGUGCUCGAAGGCCAUCAGGAACCUCCCGCUUCCGUCGGAUUCCGAAGGAUCCGACACGGAAGCGGUAAUCAACGUGGACAACGUAGACUCAUCCACGGAGGACGACUUUUCCUCGGUAUCGUCAGUGGACGCGACCACUGGAAAGAGGAAGAAAAGAGGGAGGCCGCCCACGACCUACGCGGGCAUCGGCAAAAGGAAGAGGGAGGAAUACCGGCGGGAUAUAAAAAGGCUGAAGGCCGAGAAAAAGGCGCUGGCGGAGGUGGUGAAUCCCAAGGUUCUCCCCCGGGACACCACGCCGGAGAGGGAGACUGUGUCCCAGAUGGAGGGUCUCAGCAGCACACAAAUAGCUGCUGAGAUGUUAAACAACAUUAAUGUUGUUGUGAAGGUUGCCGAAAGGUCGAAGAACCUGAAGGGCACCUACGUGAAAGAGCUGAAGGUUUGCUCGAAAAACCUAAGAGCCGCAGCCUCGGUGAUUGCCUCGAAGACGGCGGGGUCUCAUAGUAGGGCGCUGGAGGAGGAGACUUCGAGACUCAGAGAGAGAGUGAAGAGUCUCGAAGAACAGGUGAAGGAGCUGAUGUCCCUCCUUCACCAAGAGAGGGAGGCGAGAAUAAGAGCAGAGAGCAGGGACAGACAGGCUACGCCAGUAAUGGAGGAGAUGCCAGGAAUGGAUCACGGGGCAGACCACUCACCCCGAGUUAUGACCCGUGCCCAGGUCCCUGCGAAACCCACAAAAGCGGGGAAAUCUGCUCGGCCAAAGGCCCAUAGCCAGAAACCGGAGACGGCAGCGAAACUGGAACCUGCCAAAAACACCACGGGCGCGGUACACAGGCCAAUGGUCAGAGGCCAUAGGAGGGUGCUGGACGAGCCACCAGCGGAGGAAGCCAUGGAAGGCAUUAGGAAGGUAAUGGAGGCAGUCUCCAUUAAGGAGGUGAUAAAGGGGGAUCCACAACAGGUCAAACAAAACCUGGAGAACCUGAUAACCAGGUGUCAGGGGGUGCUGACCCGCAUCCCGGAGGAACAUCAGCCUGGAAAGGAGAUAAACCCGAGGAAAGCGCCCUUGAUCACAAAAGUGGAGGCGAUCAGGGACAAGAUCCGGGUCAAGGCCAGGGAGGAGGCGACACGGAUCGUCCGCGGCAAGAAGGACGAAAAGCUGCGGAAAGAGGAGAUGCGAAAAGAGGAGAAGACCUCUUCCAAGCCAACCACCUCAUGGGCGGAGGUGGUUAAAAAGGGGAAGAAGAAGCCCAGUGGUGCGAAACAGGAGCCGGCGGCGAAGCCCAACAAGCCGGCAACCGUAGGUACCAACAAGGCUGGAGAAAAGGCGCCGGAAGGAAAGAAAGGAAAGGAGGCGCCAAAGAGGAGGGCACCUAGGACAGCCGCAGUGGCGAUAUCCUUCCCGGAGGGACAAGCAGGAGACGGUAUGAGAUACCUGAGGUCCCAGAUUAAUCUGGAAGAAAUGGGAAUCAGCAGUGUCAAACAUAGGAGAGCCCUUAACGGGGCGACACUGCUGGAAAUCCCUGGAGGAGAAGAGGCGAAAGCUAAGGCGGACACUCUGGCCAGCCGAAUUAAAGUGGUAGCGGAGGAGAAGGGAGUCCGGGUCUCUCGCCCUACAAAAAGGGCGGAGAUCCGGAUGAAGGACUUAGACGAGUCCAUCACGACGGAAGAGGUCCGAGACGCGGUAGCCAGGGUUGGAGAGGGUCCGAAGGAGGAAAUUAAAGUGGGCCCGAUCCGCCACACCCCCAGCGGAUUCGGAACGUGCUGGAUCCAGUGUGGGAUAGAGGUGGCCAAGAGAGUGGCUGCGGCGAGGAAGAUAAAGGUUGGAUGGGUGGCAGCCAGAGUUGAGCUGCUGGAGCCCCGCCCCCUCGUCUGCUUUAAGUGUCUUGAGAGGGGGCACGUCAGGGGCCAAUGUAGGAGCACCGUGGAUAGGAGCAAUAUGUGCUACAGGUGUGGCCAAGAGGGGCACAAGGCUCAAAGCUGCGGUGAGACCCCGAAAUGCGCGGUGUGUAGCAGCAAAGGGCUGCCCUCCAACCACAAGGCUGGAGGUGCAGCCUGCAAACCCCCGAGCAAGGGGGAGAAGAGGAGAGAGGCCAAGAAGAGCCGGGAGGAGGGCCGUAAUAAGAAGACGGAUAAGGGGACAGCCGCGGGUUCGUCAGCCGGACAAGGGGAACCAAUGGAGACCGAGCCAGCGACACAGGGUGCAAAGAAGCAGCCACGAGAAGGAAACAGUCUGGAGGAGACUGGAAAGGGGGCGCCUUCACAGCCAUGA
Messenger RNA from Vollenhovia emeryi, 2463 nucleotides. RefSeq lists its product as uncharacterized. Gene Ontology annotation, molecular function: nucleic acid binding; zinc ion binding. Bases 1 to 2463 code for a protein of 820 amino acids. The record is from RefSeq and is a predicted model, not a curated record. NCBI's taxonomy places the organism in Eukaryota, Metazoa, Arthropoda, Insecta, Hymenoptera, Formicidae. The transcript has a single exon.